Molecule: messenger RNA, 6096 nt
Organism: Acanthosepion pharaonis
Lineage: Eukaryota; Metazoa; Mollusca; Cephalopoda; Sepiida; Sepiidae
Source: the annotation of a GenBank genome assembly
AUGGAACUCUCUUCCAGCUCCUUGCUUAUGGAAUUCUCUUCCAGCUCUUUGCUUAUGGAACUCUCUUCCAGCUCUUUGCUCUCUCUUCUCCUUGCUUGUGGAAUUCUCUUCCAGCUCCUUGCUUAUGGAACUCUCUUCCAGCUCUUUGCUUAUGGAACUCUCUUCCAGCUCCUUGCAUAUGGAAUUCUCUUCCAGCUCCUUGCUUAUGGAAUUCUCUUCCAGCUCCUUGCUUAUGGAACUCUCUUCCAGCUCCUUGUUUAUGGAAUUCUCUUCCAGCUCCUUGCUUAUGGAACUCUCUUCAGCUCCUUGCUUAUGGAACUCUCUUCCAGCUCCUUGCUUAUGGAACUCUCUUCCAGCUCCUUGCUUAUGGAACUCUCUUCCAGCUCCUUGCAUAUGGAACUCUUCCAGCUCCUUGCUUAUGGAACUCUCUUCCAGCUCUUUGCUUAUGGAACUCUCUUCUCUCUUGCUUGGAAUUCUCUUCCAGCUCUUUGCUUAUGGAACUCUCUUCCAGCUCCUUUUUAUGGAACUCUCUUCCAGCUCCUUGCUUAUGGAACUCUCUUCCAGCUCCUUGCUUAUGGAACUCUCUUCCAGCUCCUUGCAUAUGGAACUCUCUUCCAGCUCUUUGCUUAUGGAACUCUCUUCUCCUUGCUUAUGGAAUUCUCUUCCAGCUCCUUGCUUAUAGAACUCUCUUCCAGCUCUUUGCUUAUGGAACUCUCUUCCAGCUCCUUGCUUAUGGAACUCUCUUCCAGCUCUUUGCUUAUGGAACUCUCUUCCAGCUCCUUGCUUAUGGAAAUUCUCUUCCAGCUCUUUUCCAGCUUUGCUUAUGGAACUCUCUUCCAGCUCCUUGCUUAUGGAACUCUUCCAGCUCCUUGCUUAUGGAACUCUCUUCCAGCUCCUUUUGCUUAUGGAACUCUCUUCCAGCUCUUUGCUUAUGGAACUCUCUUCCAGCUUAUGGAACUCUUGCUUAUGGAACUCUCUUCCAGCUCCUUGCUUAUGGAACUCUUCCAGCUCCUCUCUUCCAGCUCCUUGCUUAUGGAACUCUCUUCUCUUUUUGCUUAUGAAUUCUCUUUGCUCCUUGCUUAUGGAACUCUCUUCCAGCUCCUUUGUUUUCCAGAACUCUUCUCUCUUCCAGCUCCUUGCUUAUGGAACUCUCUUCCAGCUCCUUGCUUAUGGAACUCUCUUCCAGCUCUUUGCUUAUGGAACUCUCUUCCAGCUCUUUGCUUAUGGAACCCUUCCAGCUCCUUGCUUAUGGAACUCUCUUCCAGCUCCUUGCAUAUGGAACUCUCUUCCAGCUCUUUGCUUAUGGAACUCUCUUCCAGCUCUUUGCUUAUGGAACUCUCUUCCAGCUCUUUUGCUUAUGGAACUCUCUUCCAGCUCCUUGUUUAUGGAACUCUUCCAGCUCCUUUUCUUUAUGGAACCUCUUCCAUGGAACUUCUCUUCCAGGAACUCUCCUUGCUUAUGGAACUCUCUUCCAGCCUUAUGGAACUCUCUUCCAGCUCCUUGGAACUCUCUUCCUCUUUGCUCUUUUUGCUUAUGGAACUCUCUUCCAGCUCCUUGCUUAUGGAACUCUCUUCCCCAGCUCCUUAUUCUCUUUCUCCUUGCUUAUGGAACUCUCUUCCUGCUCUUUGCUUAUGGAACUCUCUUCUCUCCUUGCAUAUGGAAUUCUCUUCCAGCUCCUUGCUUAUGCAACUCUCUUCCAGCUCUUUGCUUAUGGAACUCUCUUCUCCUUGCUUAUGGAAUUCUCUUCCAGCUCCUUGCUUAUGGAACUCUCUUCCAGCUCUUUGCUUAUGGAACUCUCUUCCAGCUCCUUGCUUAUGGAACUCUCUUCCAGCUCCUUGCUUAUGGAACUCUCUUCCAGCUCCUUGCUUAUGGAACUCUCUUCCAGCUCCUUGCUUAUGGAACUCUCUUCCAGCUCCUUGCUUAUGGAACUCUCUUCCAGCUCUUUGCUUAUGGAACUCUCUUCCAGCUCCUUGCUUAUGGAAUUCUCUUCCAGCUCCUUGCUGGAAAACUCUUCCAGCUCUUUGCUUAUGGAACUCUCUUCCAGCUCCUUGCUUAUGGAACUCUCUUCCAGCUCCUUGCUUAUGGAACUCUUCCAGCUCCUUGCUUAUGGAACUCUCUUCCAGCUCCUUGCUUAUGGAACUCCUCUCCAGCUCCUUGCUUAUGGAACUCUCUUCCAGCUCCUUGCUUAUGGAACUCUCUUCAGCUCCUUGCUUAUGGAACUCUUCCAGCACCUUGCUUAUGGAACCUUUUUCUCCUUGCUUGCAUAAAUUCUCUUCCAGCUCCUUGCUUAUGGAACUCUCUUCCAGCUCUUUGUUUAUGGAACUCUUCCAGCUCUUUGCUUAUGGAACUCUCUUCCAGCUCCUUGCUUAUGGAACUCUCUUCCAGCUCUUUUGCUUAUGGAACUCUCUUCCAGCUCCUUGCUUAUGGAACUCUCUUCCAGCUCCUUGUAAAUAUGGAACUCUUCCAGCUCUUUGCUUAUGGAACUCUCUUCCAGCUCUUGUUUAUGGAACUCUUUUCCAGCUCCUUGCAUAUGGAACUCUCUUCCAGCUCUUUGCUUAUGGAACUCUCUUCCAGCUCCUUGCUUAUGGAACUCUCUUCCAGCUCCUUGCUUAUGGAACUCUCUUCCUGCUCUUUGCUUAUGGAACUCUCUUCCAGCUCCUUGCAUAUGGAAUUCUCUUCCAGCUCCUUGCUUAUAAAAUUCUCUUCCAGCUCCUUGCUUAUGGAACUCUCUUCCAGCUCCUUGCUUAUGGAAUUCUCUUCCAGCUCCUUGCUUAUGGAACUCUCUUCCAGCUCCUUGCUUAUGGAACUCUCUUCCAGCUCCUUGCUUAUGGAACUCUCUUCCAGCUCCUUCUCUUGAAAUUCUUUCCAGCUCCUUGCUUAUGGAACUCUCUUCCAGCUCUUUUGCUUAUGGAACUCUCUUCCAGCUCCUUGCUUAUGGAAUCUCUCUCUUUGCUUAUGGAACUCUUCCAGCUAUGCUUAUGGAACUCUCUUCCAGCUCUUUGCUUAUGGAACUCUCUUCCACUCUUUGCUUAUGGAACUCUCUUCCAGCUCCUUGCUUAUGGAACUCUCUUCCAGCUCCUUGCUUAUGGAACUCUUCCAGCUCUUUGCUUAUGGACUCUCUUCCUGCUCUUUGCUUAUGGAAUUCUCUUCCAGCUCCUUGUUUAUGGAACUCUCUUCCAGCUCCCUUGCUUAUGGAACUCUCUUCCAGCUCUUUGCUUAUGGAACUCUUCCAGCUCUUUGCUUAUGGAACUCUCUUCCAGCUCCUUGCUUUAUGGAACUCUCUUCCAGCUCCUUGCUUAUGGAACUCUCUUCCAGCUCCUUGCUUAUGGAACUCUCUUCCAGCUCCUUGCUUAUGGAACUCUCUUCCAGCUCUUGCUUAUGGAAUUCUCUUCCAGCUCCUUGCUUAUGGAACUCUCUUCCAGCUCUUGCAUAUGGAACUCUCUUCCAGCUCCUUGCUUAUGGAACUCUCUUCCAGCUCCUUGCUUAUGGAACUCUCUUCCAGCUCCUUGCUUAUGGAAUUCUCUUCCAGCUCCUUGCUUAUGGAAUUCUCUUCCAGCUCCUUGCUUAUGGAACUCUCUUCCAGCUCUCUUCCAGCUCUUUGGAACUCUCUUCCAGCUCCUUGCUUAUGGAACUCUCUUCCAGCUCCUUGCUUAUGGAACUCUCUUCCAGCUUCUCUCUUCUCCUUGUCUAUGGAACUCUCUUCCAGCUCCUUGCUUAUGGAACUCUCUUCCAGCUCCUUGCUUAUGGAACUCUCUUCCAGCUCUUUGCUUAUGGAACUCUUCUUCUUUUUGCUUAUGGAACUUUCUUCUCCUUGCUUAUGGAACUCUCUUCCAGCUCCUUGCUUAUGGAAUUCUCUUCCAGCUCCUUGCUUAUGGAACUCUCUUCCAGCUCCUUGCUUAUGGAACUCUCUUCCUGCUCUUUGCUUAUGGAACUCUCUUCCAGCUCCUUGCAUAUGGAACUCUCUUCCAGCUCUUGCUUAUGGAACUCUCUUCUCCUGCUUAUGGAAUCUCUUCCAGCUCCUUGUUUAUGGAACUCUCUUCUCUUCAGCUCUUUGCUUAUGGAACUCUCUUCCAGCUCCUUGCUUAUGGAACUCUCUUCCAGCUCCUUGCUUAUGGAACUCUCUUCCAGCUUGCUUAUGGAACUCUCUUCCAGCUCCUUGCUUAUGGAACUCUCUUCCAGCUCCUUGCUUAUGGAAAUUCUCUUCCAGCUCCUUGUUAUGGAACUUUCUCUUCCAGCCUUGCUUAUGGAACUCUCUUCCAGCUCUUGCUUAUGGAACUUCUCUUCCAGCUCCUUGCUUAUGGAACUCUCUUCCAGCUCCUUGCUUAUGGAAAUUCUCUUCCAGCUCCUUUGCUUAUGGAACUCUCUUCCAGCUCUUUGCUUAUGGAACUCUUCUCCUGGCUUAUGGAACUUUCCAGCUCUUUGCUUAUGGAAUUCUCUUCCUGCUCCUUGCUUAUGGAACUCUCUUCCAGCUCCUUGCUUAUCUCUUCCAGCUCUUUGCUUAUGGAACUCUCUUCCUUGCUUAUGGAACUCUCUUCCAGCUUUGCUUAUGGAACUCUCUUCCAGCUCCUUGCUUAUGGAAAUUCUCUUCCAGCUCUUGCAUAUGGAACUCUCUUCCAGCUCUUUGCUUAUGGAACUCUCUUCCAGCUCCUUGCUUAUGGAACUCUCUUCCAGCUCCAGCUCCUUCCAGCUCCUUGCUUAUGGAACUCUCUUCCAGGAAUUCUUUCCAGCUUUGCUCAUGGAACUCUCUUCCAGCUCCUUGCUUAUGGAACUCUCUUCCAGCUCCUUGCUUAUGGAACUCUUCCAGCUCCUUGCUUAUGGAACUCUCUUCCAGCUCUUUGUUUAUGGAACUCUUCCAGCUCUUGCUUAUGGAACUCUCUUCCAGCCCUUGCUUAUGGAACUCUCUUCCAGCUCCUUUGCUUAUGGAACUCUCUUCCAGCUCCUUGCUUAUGGAACUCUUCCAGCUCCUUGCUUAUGGAACUCUUCCAGCUCUUUGCUUAUGGAACUCUUUCCAGCUCUUGGCUUAUGGAACUCUUCCAGCUCCUUGCUUAUGGAACUCUCUUCCAGCUCUUUGCUUAUGGAACUCUCUUCCAGCUCCUUGCUUAUGGAACUCUCUUCCAGCUCCUUGAGAGCUCUUCCAGCUUUGCUUAUGGAACUCUUCUUCUUGCUUGCAAUGUUCUCUUCCAGCUCUUUUAUGGAACUCUUCCAGACUUGCUUAUGGAACUCUCUUCCAGCUUCCUUUCUUGCUUAACUUCUUUGCUUAUGGAACUCUUCCAGCUCCUUGCUUAUGGAACUCUCUUCCAGCUCCUUGCUUAUGGAACUCUCUUCUUCCAGCUCUUUGCCUAUGGAACUCUCUCUUCAGCUCCUUGCAUUAUGGAACUCUCUUCCAGCUCUUGCUUAUGGAACUCUCUUCCAGCUCCUUGCUAUGGAACUCUCUUCCAGCUUAUGGAACUGCUUAUGGAACUCUCUUCCAGGAACUCUCUUCUCCUUGCUUAUGGAAUUCUCUUCCAGCUCCUUGCUUAUGGAACUCUCUUCCAGCUCCUUGCUUAUGGAACUCUCUUCCAGCUCCUUGCUUAUGGAACUCUCUUCCAGCUCCUUGCUUAUGGAACUCUCUUCCAGCUCCUUGCAUAUGGAACUCUCUUCCAGCUCUUUGCUUAUGGAACUCUCUUCUCCUUGCUUAUGGAAUUCUCUUCCAGCUCCUUGCUUAUGGAACUCUCUUCCAGCUCCUUGCUUAUGGAACUCUCUUCCAGCUCCUUGCUUAUGGAACUCUCUUCCAGCUUAUGGAACCUUGCUUUGCUCUUCCAGCUCCUUGCUUAUGGAACUCUUCCAGCUCUUGCUUAUGGAAUUCUCUUCCAGCUCCUUGCUUAUGGAACUCUCUUCCAGCUCCUUUGCUUAUGGAACUCUCUUCCAGCUCUUUGCUUGGAACUCUUCUCUCUUUGCUUAUGGAAUUCUUCUUGCUUAUGGAACUCUCUUCCAGCUCCUUGCUUAUGGAACUCUUCCAGCUCCUUGCUUGGAACUCUCUUCCAACUCUCUUCCUCUUUUUGCUUGGAACUCUCUUCCAGCUCUUGCUGGAACUCUCUUCCAGCUCCUUGCUUAUAA